AUGGGCCCACCUGUCGUGGACCGCUGGUAUCUCGUCUUCGGGAGUCACAACCCAGAAGGCCGUUGUGAUUCCCCUCGUAUAUCAGAAGGUCCCUUUACAGAUGUAGUAACUACAAAUCUUAAGCUACGAAAUCCAUCAGAUAGAAAAGUAUGCUUCAAAGUGAAGACCACAGCGCCUCGUCGAUACUGUGUGAGGCCAAACAGUGGAAUUAUUGACCCAGGAUCGUCUGUAAUUGUAUCAGUAAUGCUGCAGCCUUUUGACUAUGACCCAAAUGAGAAGAGUAAACAUAAGUUUAUGGUACAAACAACCUAUGCACCACCAAAUAUUUCAGACAUGGAGGCAGUGUGGAAAGAAGCAAAACCUGAUGAGUUAAUGGACUCCAAAUUGAGAUGUGUAUUUGAAAUGCCCAAUGAAAAUGAUAAACUGAAUGAUAUAGAUGCAAGCAAACCUGCCCCAGUACUGAAUACAUCUAAGCAGGAUGGACCGAUGCCAAAACCACAUAGUGUUUCACUUAAUGAUACUGAAACAAGGAAGCUAGUGGAGGAGUGCAAAAGACUUCAAGCAGAGAUCAUGAAGCUGACGGAUGAAAAUCGGCACCUGAGAGAUGAAGGCUUGAGGCUCAGAAAGGUAGCGCACUCGGAUAAAUCUGGAUCACCCACAGCUUUGACCCUCAGAGAUAAUGGCUCUAAUCCUCUUCCUUCACUUCUUGUUGUCAUUGCAGCCAUUUUCGUUGGAUUCUUUCUAGGGAAGUUCAUCUUGUAGAAAGAAUGAGUGAGAGAAGCAUGCAAAAUGCAGCUUCCUUUUUUUUUUCUUUUUUUUUUUUCUUUUUGGCCAGAAAAAGAUUUGUUUACCUACCACUUCAUUGGUAGUAUGGCCCAAGUGGCCAUUUUUGUGUACAGCAUCAUAACAGGCUUUGCCUUUAAUGAUCUCGCACAGUUAGAAAACACAAUCUAAAACGACAAACUGUUCGGCUACUGGACAAAAUUGUACAUUAAGUCAUCAAUAGCAGGUGUCAGUUGCACAGUCAGUCCUUUAUGAAAAUUCAUAAAUAAAGAAUUGUUCUUUCUUUCUGUGGUUUUAAUAAGAGUUCAAAAAUUGUUCAGAGUCUUGUAAAUGUUAUUUUAAUAAUCCUUUAAAAUUUUAUCUGUUGCUGUUACCUCUUGAAACAUGAUUUAUUCGAUUGCUAAUCCCACUCAUUCAGGAAUAUGACAAGAAGUAUUCUGGUGGAAAUGGUGCCUCUUAAUGUGUAAAUUUUCUCCUACCUUAAUUUGCUAAUAUCAUUGCAGAAUUUCUUUCUUAUCCCUUGUGAGGCAUUGUUGAGAGUUCUUCAUCCUUACAAAAUCCUGUCCCAUAAUAUUUAACAUUACAAAAGAAAUAAAAUUGUUAACAGAUUUUUCUGCUGGGUAGCCUGUUUGUGUGUGUCGUACUUUUAGAAGGGAUUCCUAACAAGUUCAUUGUUCAUGGUAAUUUGCUACUUGUAACAAAUGGCUAUUUUGAAGUUUAUUUGCAGAAGUCUCUGGCUUAGACUGUUGUAAUUGAAGUUUGGGGGAAGAAAAAAAGAUGAUUUCCAUUCCAUUUGUUUAAAAAAAGAACUGUUUUCUGGCUGCUUUCAGCUACAGAGAGGAUGGUUAUCAAACUUAUUUUGGGACAGAAUAAUUUGGAUAUCCAGUGGGUACAAAUACCAGACAUGAAUGUUUUUAAUACAUUAGCAAUUUGCUUGGAUUGUGCGGGAGUGUAAUAAUCAACCUUCUGUUCCAUCUUUGGAUCUUCUGGGUGUCUUCCAGGAGUCAACAUUAUUCUUUGAUUUCAUAAGGUUACUCAAUUCACUUAUACUAACUUACUGGGUUUGUAAUUCUGUUUUAGCAGAUAUUCAGAAAUGCAGUUUGAAUGAUUCAGACACCCAUAAUGAAUUCCAUGAUGCAGAAGAGUUGAUACUUGCUGAGUGAGCCUCAGUUGCUCACCUUUUGAAAACAAAAGUAAUUUUUAUGCAACUCUUGGCACAUCUACCUGUGUUAACCAUGUAGAGCUAAGUUUUAAAGAAUGCGUUUUUGGGGGUCUGAAAUGCUUCCCUGCACUUAAUCUUAUGUCUUGCCUCAUCUCUAAAUAUGUCACAAAAACAAAUAGUAGUAUUGGAACAAAAUAGUAUCUAUACUUCUGACUAAGCAUAGUCCAAUACAGGGAAUUACUUGUAAACUGAAAAAUUGCAGAAGGGGCAUACCCCUGUAAGCAAAAUUGUGUAUGCUCUUGGACAGCUUGACUUGAUGUGGUGCAGCUAAGUGUGUUAGACCUUGGGAUAUGCACACCUUAUGUGGCUGAGAAAAAUGUUCUAGAGAAUAUGUACAUUAUCUUGGUUGCCUUUGAUUUCUAGUGUUUUGUUUUUUUUAAAAAAAGAAAACUAUAAUUGCAUCAUGUUCUGUCAUUGCUCUGUGAUAAACUUUUUUUAUAAAAUCUUGCAUAUGUGCAAGGAAGAUGAUGAAGAAAAUGCAAAUACUGCUUAUCUUUUCA
Messenger RNA from Tauraco erythrolophus (red-crested turaco), 2505 nucleotides. NCBI's taxonomy places the organism in Eukaryota, Metazoa, Chordata, Aves, Musophagiformes, Musophagidae. The record is from RefSeq and is a predicted model, not a curated record.